CGUAAGCCUUAAACGGAUUCCGCCCAUUUGGUACCGUUGUUUGACGCAAUGUGUGGAAAAUCCAUCAUGUCACGACUGCGGAGGAGCGGCCACUUGGUAGAGUUAUACUGUAUGCUCUGGCAGCCCGAGGUCCUGGAUUGGCCCGAUUCCUCCACGGACAGGGAAGUGAUCUUACAAGCACACAUUGAAAAGCACUAUGGAAUCACAUUCACUAUAUCGAGUAUCCGCAAGAUGAGAAAAUGUAUCAGCAUACAUGUCUCCUGGGCAGUUGCGUUUCUCGACUGCCGUCGCCGUGACGGCGGAAUUGUGGGCAUCAUACUGCAGCAGGACACGUAUCUGGAGACUUACAACAGGCUCCACUGGCCGUCUCUUGUCGAAACAGUGAAGCCCUGUUUCGCCAAUCCGGCAGCCCAUGAAGCAUGUACCAUCCAUAUCAUGGCACACAUGGUUGAUUGCGAGACGAAACAUUCUGAAAACAGAACUGACAUAUCAGACGAAGUCACAUAUCGCCCGAUCAACUUGCAUGAUUUCGGGUUGAGCCGCGCCGCUGUCUCUCCUCCACAAACGAUUCCAGUCUCCGCAGAGUACAGCGCCAUGGACGUGCCCAACAUCCCACGUAUCGUCUUCACAUUUAAUGGUGCGGACAAGAGCGAAGAGUUAGGUGUGUAUUGCACGCUUUUGGAAGACACAGACACGGCAACCAGUGUUGCCACGAGCAUAGCCCCGGCCCGGCGGAUGCUCCCACACCUAGCCAGGAUGGACCACGGCAGGACAAGUCCAGGCCAGGCGCGUUUUCUGGUGCCCAUUCGCCGCGGAUCAACGACGCGCAUCAACCUCAACGAGGACCUCCGGCUCAUGAUACGCGGCCAGAUGCGGUGGAGGCGCAAUCCGUUGGGCCGAUCCAGGGAGAAGCAGUGUCAACUCUCGCUCUCAAUUGACAAGAGGAAAAGUCCCAAGUAUGAUCUUGCGCUGCUCGAUGAAGGUCUGUACAAGCUACCGCUGUUUUCAGCGCCAGUCUAGAUUUGAAGCAUUUCUCGGAUUGUGUGUGCCUCUGCGGGUCUCGCAAUGGGCCAGGUGUUGGUAGUCUCAACCCCUCGCGCUGUCCAGGUCGCAUUAUUUGUCUUGGGUCAAUCUGAAUGAGAUGGUGACUGCGAUUCGUACGGCUAAGAAGGUUGUAACCAGCAAGCAAUCUGUUGUAUUGGAUAUGCAAUGGCUCUUCUCGCGAGCUCUGGACCAUCGUCAGCACUUGACAAGGCUGCCUGCAUGCAAAUCUCCCGUGCAAGCGCGCCCUGGUGACCCCUCUGUUCACACGUCGAGUAGUGCCCCAUGGGAGGCCGGUUUACUGUACAAUCCAAUCCAAUGCUAAGCUUGAUGACCUAACACUGGGGUACAAGAUUGGGCAAACAACACUGGAUUUAGCAGCUGAAAAGCGCUGCGUAGGGUGUGUGUUUACAGUUCG
Molecule: messenger RNA, 1459 nt
Organism: Boeremia exigua
Lineage: Eukaryota; Fungi; Ascomycota; Dothideomycetes; Pleosporales; Didymellaceae
Exons: 1
Coding region: 49-1020 (323 amino acids)
Source: RefSeq, a predicted model, not a curated record